UCUUCCGCUCCUUAGCUUAACAACAGGUGAACAAGCGAAGCUCCAACUCUUAUGGUGUUAUAUACCAUAUUGUCUGUCUCAGUGUUUCUCCGAUCGGAAAAGAAAAAAUGGGUUUAAUUUCACUGAGAAAUUGCUGUACAUUUGCACACCGAAAUCGAAAUGUUAUCGCAAAAGCAAAAGCAACGAGACAUGUUGUUAAUCAUCCCAAAUCGUUCAACUUUUGCACCUCUCAGACCUCAAAACAAAGCGAGGAGGAUACUGUCAAAGAAAUUUUGGCCUCUCUCAAACAGAGCAACUGGCAGUACCUCAUGGAGUCGUCGGGCAUGCCCAAGAAGCUGAACCCAGAAGUGGUUCGGUCCGUUCUUUGCCAGAACCAGGUGAGUGACCCCAAACGCCUCCUCCAUUUCUUUGACUGGUCCGCUUCUGUAAUGGGUAUUCCUCAGAAUCUGAAUUAUUUUUCGAUUCUGGCUAUUGGUUUGUGCAAUUCGAGGCUCUUCGCGCUUGCUAAUGGCGUCCUGGAGCGGAUGGUGGGAACCCGGAAGCCGCCGUUGGAAAUUCUUGACUCUAUUGUUAGGGGCUAUACAGAAUGUGGUGGGUCUAAUGUAGUGGUUUUUGAGAUUUUGGUUGAUGCUUAUAAGAAAAUGGGGUUGAUGAAUGAGGCUGCUAGUGUGUUUUUGGAAGCUAAAAAUGGUGGCUUUUCCCCUGGUUUGGUAUGUUGUAAUUCUUUGUUGAAGGACUUGGUCAAGUGUACUAGGAUGGAGUUGUUUUGGAAGGUGUACGAUGGGAUGUUAGAGUCUAAGAUAAGUCCUGAUGUUUAUACUUAUACUGCUGUGAUUAAUGCGCAUUUUAAGGUUGGGAAUGUUGAGGAGGUUAGAAGAGUGCUUUUUGAGAUGGAGGAGAAGGGUUGUAGUCCUAAUUUGGUUACCUACAAUGUGGUGAUUAGAGGGUUGUGCAAAAGUGGGGCUGUUGAUGAAGCUCUUGAGCUGAAGAAGUCCAUGGCUGGGAAGGGGUUGGUCCCGGAUACAUAUACUUACUCUUUACUUGUUGAUGGGUUUUGCAAACAGAAGCGGUCGGAAGAAGCAAAGUUGAUAUUGGAAGAGAUGUUUGACCUGGGUUUACAUCCCGACCACUUUACCUGUACUGCUUUGGUUGAUGGGUUCAUGAAACAAGGUAAAGCAGAAGAGGUGUUGAGAAUCAAGGACGAGAUGGUUGCCCGUGGAAUACAGUUGACUUUGGUGACAUAUAAGGUGCUUGUUAGUGGGUUCUGUAAGGUUGGUGAGAUGAAGAAGGCCAUAGCUCUUUUGAAUGAGAUGAUUGCCAUGGGGAUAAAACCUGAUACUCAUACUUUUAACCUUUUAAUGGAUGGGUAUUACAAACAGAAAAAUAUGCUCAAGGCUUAUGAGCUGCUUCUUGAGAUGAAGAAGAGGAACUUGGCACCCACAGUGUUCACUUACGGUGUGAUAAUAAAUGGUCUAUGCCGCUCUGGAGAUCUGCAAAGGGCUAAUCAUGUUUGGGAGCAAAUGAUUGAUGCGGGUAUGAAGCCAAAUGCUGUCAUAUACUCAACUCUAAUCAAAGGCCAUGUCCAAGAAAGCAGAUUUGACGAGGCAAUAAGGAUAUUUAAAGGAAUGGGGGAGAAGGGCGUUCUGCCCGAUGUCUUUUGCUAUAAUUCUCUUAUAAUUGGCCUCUGCAAGGCUGGAAAGAUGGAAGAUGCAAAGACUUUCUUAGUUGAAAUGAUUGAGGGUGGAUUGAAGCCUAACGCAUAUACUUAUGGGGCUUUUAUUGAUGGAUAUAGUAAAGUGAGGAAUAUGCAAUUAGCAGAUAGGUAUUUCAAAGAAAUGCUAGGUUGUGGUAUAGCGCCUAAUGAUGUAGUCUAUACGUCCCUGAUUGAUGGGCACUGCAAAGAGGGUAACGUAACCGGAGCCUUUUCAGCAUUUAGAUGUAUGCUUGGACGAGGGGUCAUCCCGGAUGUCCAAACUUAUAGUGUCCUCAUCCAUGGUCUCUCUAGGAAUGGAAAAAUUCAGGAAGCGAUGGAGGUUUUCUCUGAACUCCUUGACAAGGGUCUGGUGCCUGAUGUUUUCACUUACAGCUCUCUCAUUUCUGGCUUCUGUAAGCAAGGUGAUUUAGGGAGAGCUUUUCAACUCCAUGAAGAUAUGUGCCAGAAAGGCAUUACUCCGAACAUUGUUACAUAUAAUACCUUGAUCAAUGGACUUUGCAAGUCAGGUGACAUGGAGAGAGCUAGGGAACUGUUUGAUGGAAUCUCAGAAAAGGGUUUGGCUCCUAAUGGUGUGACCUAUGCUACAAUUAUAGAUGGAUACUGCAAAUCUGGAAAUUUAACUGAGGCAUUUCAAUUAAUGGAAGGGAUGCCAUCAAAGGGGGUUCCACCUGAUUGUUUCAUCUAUUGUGCCCUUGUCGAUGGGUGCUGCAAAGCAGGAAACUUGGAGAAGGCCCUGUCCUUAUUUCAAGAGAUGGGGAAGAAGGGCUUUGCUUCCACGUCUUCUUUCAAUGCUUUGAUUGAUGGCUUCUGCAAAUCCAAAAAGUUGGUGGAAGCUAACCAAUUGUUUGAAGACAUGGUUGAUAAGCAUGUGACCCCGGAUCAUGUGACCUACACAAUUCUGAUUGAUUUCCACUGCAAGGCAGGAGUAGUGGAGGAAGCUGAGCGGCUCUAUCUGGAAAUGCAAAAAAAUAAUCUCAUGCCAAAUAUUCUAACUUACACUUCACUUUUACAUGGUUACAACAGCAUAGGGAGCAUAAAUAAGAUGUUUGCGCUUUUUGAGGAGAUGGUGGCAAGGGGGAUUGAGCCUGAUGAAAUAAUAUAUGGCAUGAUAGGUGAUGCUUACUGCAAAGAAGGUAAUUUGAUGAAAACUUUAAAGUUGGUAGAUGAUAUAUUGGUCAAGGGUGUGAUCUUGAAUAGUGAUGUAUAUGAUGCACUGAUAGAUGCCCUGUGCAAAAAGGAAAAUUUUUCUGAAGUGUUAAAGCUACUUGAUGAACUGGGAGGGCAAGAACUUUUUCUAAAUCUUUCUACAUGUAGAACUCUAAUCCGCGGUUUUUGCAAAAUGGGAGAUAUGGACAAUGCAGCGAAGGCUUUGGAGAAUAUGAUUAGAUUUGGAUGGGUUCCUGACUCCUGUUUGAGUGACUUAAUCAAUGAAGGCCACGAUGAUGUAAUCUCUAAGAAAUCUGUCGAUAUCUUGAAGCAAGCAGUAUCUGGAGUUGCUUAUCAAGCAUAAGCUUAAUUACUUAGAGAACUGGAAUUUCUGCUCCUAGUGCUUCCUAUCUAUGGGUUCAUGUUAUCAAGUGCAGGUUCUGGCCUGAGUCGGGUGCUGAAGUGAAUUAACCCGAAAUUUGGUAUAGCAGGUUGAGGUGACAGCGGAUCUCGGUAUCCACAAUUUGCAGCUUCGGUAUUGUGAUAAUCAUUGUGGUUCUUCUGACCAAAGCAGUGGAUUCGGGGCUUGGAAAGGUAGCACUGUUUUGUAUCCUCUUUUGUUAGAUAAAAUCCUCAGUGAUAACAUUUUUCUUUUAUGGAAUGGGGUGGGUUUGAUGACCAUUCUAUAUGUUUCUUAAAGCAACUAAGGUGGAAAGAUGAGAAACGGAAAGGAAAGAGUUAUAAUUGGAUAAAUUUGGUGGUACGGGGUGCCAGCAACAAAGAUGAAGGCAGGCUGUGAUGAUUGUGAGGGAGAUGGAUUGACUGGUGGUGAUGGCAACAUAUAUAAAACAAUGAGGCCGAUGAAUUUGCUAGCAAUACUUGCAAAAGUAGCAGCCAAAAUCAGGAGUUGGCUUUUUCUUUCCUUUUAGUAAGAAAAGCUUGUUGAAUUUGUGCGCUGGUCGUUAUUACCAUGAGAGAAUUGAGAUUCCUAUUGAUCAUUCCUUACUAUGUAGUUUCUUCCUUUGUAACUAUGGCUGUUAUUGCUCCAGGGGCUGAUGUUGUUCAGCAUUCAAAGUCGGUACAUUUUAUUUUUGUUUACAUAAUCUGCUUAUGGUGCAACUCCUUGCCUGUUGAAUGUCUUCAUCACAUUUGUCUGUUCAAAUUCCAUGGAUUCUACAAGAACAUCAAAUUACAGGUAUUGAAGGUUUGUA
Molecule: messenger RNA, 4071 nt
Organism: Alnus glutinosa
Lineage: Eukaryota; Viridiplantae; Streptophyta; Magnoliopsida; Fagales; Betulaceae
Product: pentatricopeptide repeat-containing protein At5g61990, mitochondrial
Exons: 2
Coding region: 108-3224 (1038 amino acids)
Molecular function (GO): protein binding
Source: RefSeq, a predicted model, not a curated record